AUGGAAUGCUUCCUGCCAGGUGACGACGGUGAGGAGAACUCACCGCAAUAUGGAGGAGACGUACGAAUCUGCACUGCAUGUAUCAAGAGAGAACGGAAGCGAGCUGCACGGAAGAAGUUUCGGAAAUCGAAGGAAGAAAAUUUCUGGGGUCAGGACGAGGAGCGACGACGUGUGGUUAUAUUCAACACCCGCGAAUUGAGGACUGGCAACCUUGCAGUGGCUUGCUUUCACAGCGGUUCCUCUGACCCAGCGACUUCUCCUAGCGCCCUGCAAAUCAAUGCUCCCAUGCGAAUCGCAUGCUGUUGCAGACAUCACGACGAAACGGUGGGCUUUCAUGCCAUAUUUACCAUUAAGGACUUUCAGGGUCACGUCGUUCCGCAGGUUAUGUCAAGCCCUAUCAUAAUUACGGACAAUCACAAAACUCAAGUGUCGGAAAUGAUCACGUCGGUUCCAGUCCUUCACAAUAUUCCGCGGGUUGCCAAUGGCGAAAAUGGCGUGCUGAACGUCCAAAACGGGGCAUUCGUACAAACAAACGAUGAAAGGCCUGCUGCCCAAGACGGUGGACAGACACGAUACCAAUGUUCGACACUCAAAGAGAUACGCACCAGCACCAGCACUUCGACGAUAACGAAUCGGAUGCUAUCUCGACCCGCAUCGCCAAACCAUGAAGGGCCCGCCAAGAAGAAGUCGAGUAGUUCCGAAGCUUCCAAGGGACCUACGAUGAUGAAGCUGCACACCUCAAAGCUCGGGCGAGUCUUUGGGUCUCUCCAUGGUCAACCGCAGUUUGGCAACGGUUUCCAAACACAGGAUAGUAGUGACCAAGUUCCAUUGCUCUCCGAGCGUUCAGCAAGUACGGACAAUCUGGCUAUGAUAGAAACGCAUUCUGUGCCUACCUCAAGCUAUCCUAGUCGCGCUAUGAGCCCCCAUGGGUUGAGCAACAGGUUUGCGAACGGAGCGCAGAAUCCGGUUACACCCCACUUAUUUGCCAAUCAUUCAUUGUCCUUGGACGUCAAUCAGACGCAAGCACUACCAGUCAUUCAUAAGAUUAUCCCGGACGAAGGACCGAAGUUUGGUGGUGUUGAAGUAACUCUUCUCGGUGUUGGAUUUUCUCAAGGAUUAGACGCCUGGUUUGGCGAGCAAAAGGCUACUACCACAACAUACUGGGGUGAUUCGUCUCUCGUGUGUUUAUUGCCUUCUUCCCCAGUUGCUGGUAACGUCGUGGUUACGUUCAAGGACCAAGGGGUUCUUGAGUCCAAUCACGUCCUCUUGAAUAGCCGGCUAGCUACCUUCAAGUACAUUGACGACAACGAGAGUAUGGUCAUUCGCACAGCUCUCUCUGUCCUUGGACGAAUAAUGUCGGGCCAUAUAGACGACGUCAUCGAUUUGGCGCGCAGAAUUUUAAAUGACGGAAAUUAA
This is a messenger RNA of Metarhizium acridum CQMa 102, 1416 nucleotides long. The record is from RefSeq and is a predicted model, not a curated record. Lineage: Eukaryota; Fungi; Ascomycota; Sordariomycetes; Hypocreales; Clavicipitaceae.